AUGGCUGGCUUGAGCCGUGAUCAACCCCUCAUGCCUGGCACUUUUGGGCCUGAAGAUUAUAUUGAUUUUUAUGAUAAUCCUCUCGGAACUCUUGAAAAACUGGAAUUAGCGUGGAAGGAACGAGAACCAAGAGUUUCUUGGUCGGUCAACAACUUACCCAGUCUUGAUAUUGUUGAUCUUGACUGGCAUAAAUACGACCCGCCUGGAGCCUUGAGAAAAGCUCCCAAUAUUACAUCUCAGGUACUACUCAACAUACUUCACUCGUCACUCGAAAAUGUCAAGACAAGAACUUUCGAAGAAGAUCGCCAGAAGGAAGAGCUCGAACAGCAAAGAAAGCUUGAGGAGAAUGACAAGGGGAAAAGCAAAGAACCUUAUCUACCUGUCAUCAUACCUACCGAGAUUCAUGUCGAAGAAAAGGAAAGCAUUGCUCAAACUCCGCCCAAGAUCCGGCCCAAGAUACUCAUGACUACUUUUGGCCCCAGCAUUGUCACCAAUACCGAUGCAAAAGCCAACAAAAGGCGUAUCUUCGCGCUUCGUCGUUUCUUUCAGCGCAGCAAUGAGAAAGGCGAAAGUAGCGCCACAGGUGCAGCCCUUGCUGUGUUGCGAGAAGAAGCCGCAGACGUCGAGCGCAACAGAGAAGUCCUUGGCCUUUUAACAAAGUCCAGUUCUGUUGAACUAGUCGAAUGUGUAUCUUGUCUAGACGACUUCCAUCCUAAGGAUGUUGUCAAAGUGCCUUGCCAUAGCUAUUGUCAUGAUUGUUUUGUUCGCCUUGUUUCUACAGCAUGCCAGAACGAGCAACAGUGGCCACCGAAAUGCUGCCUGAACGAAAUCUCGUUCAAGACCAUUUUACGAUUCAUUCCUUCAAACCUCAAAAAGACUGUUGAGGAUCGAUCGAAAGAAUGGGAGCUCCCCAUCAGCGAUCGAGUUUACUGCAGUGACCCAAACUGCAGCCUUUGGAUCAAGCCCAAGCGUAUCGACCCUGGCCGGCGGCAAGGUCUCUGUGAUAGAUCUCAUCUAACAUGUACAUUGUGUCGCGGACCUGCUCAUGCAGGAGAGGAGUGUCCCCAGGAUGCUGAUAUGAACCUCACCAACCAGUUGGCUGAAGAUGAGGGCUGGAAGCGAUGCUUUAACUGCAAUGCUUUGGUUGAGCACAGAGAAGCUUGUCAACACAUGACUUGCAGAUGUGGAACGCAGUUCUGCUAUGUCUGUAGCAGUCGAUGGCGAACUUGCACCUGCACAAUGGAGAAUCUUCAAGCAGUCAAAGAUGGAGCUGCUGCUCGACGAGAAGAGAGACGGGUCAAUGAGUUAGCAGAGGCUGAAGAAUUACGGCAAGCACUCUUGCAGGUUGAGGAGUACGAGCGUGAGGAAGCUCUCAAGGCUGAGCUGCUACGGCAAGAACAGGAAAGAUUAGAGGAAGAACGCCGACAGCGUGAGCUCGAAGAAAGAGUACGGCAGGAGAGUAUACGCAGAAGGGAUAUCGAGAUUAAGUAUCAAGAGCUGCGGAUCUUACUCGACCAGUUACAUGAGUUGCAACAAGUGCUAUUGGAAGUCGACCAAGAAAAGGAGGCCGAGAUCAUGAUCAUUGAUACUGAAACUGCGAAGAAUGACUUGGUAAGGAAGCAAGAAAUGGAACGAUCUGACCUGGAAACUCGCAUAUCUGCCAAGAUGGCUGAGAAGGAACAAGCAUUGAACAAAGACUUCCAAGUUCGAGCAGCUGAGGAGAACAUACUCGAAGAAGCCUACAACGAAAGGCUUCAAGCAUAUUGGAAGGAUAAGAAGGAUGGCGAACAAGAGAUUGAGGCCGCGAUGCUCUCUCUGAGAAAGGGUAUGGACCAGAAACAUCACGCGUGGCAGAAGUGGAAGACCGAGCAACUCAUGGCCUUCAGAGCCAAACUCGAGGACAACAAGACCUACCGAGAGGAGCUCAUGUAUAGUACCAAGCACCGACUUGACGACUCGUGCAAAGAGAAGGAAGCCGAGAUGACUAGACGUAUGGCUGCCGAGAAGAAGUGGCUAGAGGUUGUGAUUCUGGAGAGAGAGAGGCUGCUGGGCGAGUGGGAGGUCCAGGAGGUGGAAGGCGAUGCUGAUAGCAUAUUUGCACCAGAGUCGGAUGAUUCUGCGGGCAAUCACUAUGUUCUAGCGACCACAUCCUAA
This is a messenger RNA of Fusarium sp. VM40, 2154 nucleotides long. NCBI's taxonomy places the organism in Eukaryota, Fungi, Ascomycota, Sordariomycetes, Hypocreales, Nectriaceae. The record is from the annotation of a GenBank genome assembly.